Messenger RNA from Bactrocera oleae (olive fruit fly), 730 nucleotides. RefSeq names its product Cytochrome c oxidase subunit 6C-like (gene COX6CL). NCBI's taxonomy places the organism in Eukaryota, Metazoa, Arthropoda, Insecta, Diptera, Tephritidae. The record is from RefSeq and is a predicted model, not a curated record.
CCGAAGUAUACUGUAGAGAUUAAGUAUGAGACUCACACCCUUUUGCUGAGGGGGUUAGAAUUUUUGAUUUUAUUUCUACUUUAAAAACAAAAAAAGCAAAAAAAAACUCUAACGACACUUGUCGCCUUAGUAUUUGAUAACUGAAAACCCAACAAAAUAAAAAUUCAGAAAAUUUAUUUCUGUUUUAAAAUUUUUUUCAAACUCGCUUAGAGAAAUUUCGCUAUAAAAACGUGUUUUUGAAAUCAAUAUAAAUAGAUUUCAUUAAAAAUCAAUUGAUUCUCAUUGUUGUGCUGCUCGUUGGUACUCGGUAAUUCAAUUCCGGAAAAUAUGUCGAGUACCGCGAAGUCUUCGAAAGCAAAGCCACCUCCAAAGCUGCCGCCGCGGCUUUUCUUUAAUCAUCGUCAGAUGGCGCUGCGUAACAUUGGAGUUGCAGUGGCCUCGGCCCUGUUCGCUGCUAUGACUUUCAACAUACUCCAUAACAAGCCACGCAAGAAGAAGUAUCGCGACUUUUACAGCAAUUACGACCCGCAGAAGUCAUUUAUGCGCAUGGCAGAAGGCGGCUAUUUACACGGCUGCCCACCUUGUUCUUUGAAGGAAGACGACGAAAAUGAUGCCGAUAAGAAGAAGAAAAAGUAAAUGUAAAACAAGUUUCCUAAGGAAUGGCGAAUUAUAUUAAAUGCCUAUGAAAUAUAGCAGUUUUAUAAAAAAAAAAAACUGUUUUAAAUUUUGA